Molecule: messenger RNA, 3929 nt
Organism: Rhipicephalus sanguineus (brown dog tick)
Lineage: Eukaryota; Metazoa; Arthropoda; Arachnida; Ixodida; Ixodidae
Product: PWWP domain-containing protein 2A
Exons: 2
Coding region: 88-2004 (638 amino acids)
Cellular component (GO): chromocenter; nucleus
Molecular function (GO): chromatin binding
Source: RefSeq, a predicted model, not a curated record
ACGCCGGAGAAGCUUGCAGGCAGUCCGCACAGUUGAUUCGGCGAUGAAAAGUGCCGAGAAUCAGCAUCGUGCAGAUUCCUCGCUGUCAUGCAAAGAAAGGCACGCGAUUUAGGCGUGUGCGCAUGCGUGGUCGCCUGUGUCGAGCCCCAUGGAACGAACGGCUCACUGAUCGCGAUGGCGGGUCCGGCGCAAGACGGAGACAAACUUUUAAAGGGGUCUAAAAUAUCAGUAAUGGUAGAGGAGGCUCUAAUCGACGUCAUUAUAGUUUCUUUUAACUAUAGCGGCAAGGUAUUUCAAGGCGCACUGCUCGACGUCACGAAAAAGAAUAUUCCCUUUGGCAUCAGCCCUUGGGGUGGACUAGAUCAAGAUCAAAGGGGCAGCAGCACGCAAACCCUUGCUGAAGCUGUGGCAGAAAGAAGUGACAAAUUUCAUGCAUUAAAGCAGAGACACACCUACUUCCAAGAAAAGCCCAAUGACGAACUCCCUGUGCCAAGCCGAUCCUGGGCGAAAUCACGCAAAUCAACAGGGCGUAACAGCCGUGACCAAAGUGUGCGCAUGCGGCGGCUACGUCCAAGACAGGUGCUUUGCUCACAUUGCCGGGCAAUCUGCAAUGAAAACUCUGAGAAUGUGCAGCUUUCAAGUGUUAAAAAAGAGUCACCUCCUGUACUUAGCUCAGUUGGCUGCUUGCCCGUUUCCAAAUGUGAACCUGAUGUUCCAGCACGUAUUCCUUCAAAGACUGGAGUUGCAAAUGAUGAGGACACUAUGAUCAUACAGACAUCCCCCUCACCUCGUACUGAGGAGUCGCCAAGGCCAAAGCAUGCUGUGUAUGCCAGUGUGGCUGAAAGCCUUGACUUGAAGAAUGCCCAGCUGCCAACCCAGGCCGGAGCAGAAGAGUUUCAAUCCAAAAGCGAGUAUCAGGCUGUCGCACUAAUGCCCCCUGCAAUCAAUAGAAUGAUCUUGCGCAAGCGCAAGUGGAAUGAUGCUGAAGAUCUUCCACGAAGCAGCACAGACCCCAUGGAACUGGUGACGCCACACAGCAAGCUUGUUCCUGUUCGAGCAGCCCUGACAAAAACCAGUCCAGUGAUUAAGAUCUCAUUUGCGAACCCUCAAGGAAAAGGCACAGUUGUCAAAAUUCCAGCCAAGCUUCAGUCCACAGGCGCCAGCGACACAGACGGAGACAGCAGCAUAGAGUGCUCGCCUGUGAGACCUAGAGACACAAGUAGUGCCCGGGCUGCCAAGAAGGCCCUCAAAAAGGCUCGCAGGGACCACCACAAAGGUCCUGUUCUUGCUCCAGCUUCUCCAAGCCUAGCAAAGCACAAGGUCAAGCAUCACAAGCACAAACUGAAGCGUAAACGGAGACAUCGUGAGCCCCCACCAGAUGAGCCACGAAAUGAUGUAGAGAACAGCCCCAGCUACGGACUGGAAGGUAACGAAGUAGUGGAACCAGCUGAAGGCCUACUAGAGGAAGGGCGUUCACACAAGCUAUCCAUCAGCCUGCGGCGCUUGGGUGCCAAGGCAUACAUGAGGUGCAGCCCAAAGUAUGAUGACCUUCUCGCCAGCAGUGGUUCCGGCAGUGAGUGUGGUGACGUACCCGAGUUCCCCAAACUAGAUCCGUUACGUGAGAUGGACAAAGUGAAGCCACUCAUGAUGCGCAUCAGCACACACAAUGUUAAGCGCUGCACCCUUGAUGGGGGCCGGGAAAUGGCUGUGGGUGACAUAGUUUGGGGCAAGAUCCAUGGCUUCCCUUGGUGGCCUGGCAAAGUGCUUGCCCUGAGUGUGUCACAGCGUGACAACGGAGCUGCCAUUAACCAGCAGGCCCAUGUUGCCUGGUUUGGCUCAUCCACCUCAUCCUACAUGCCGUGCCACCAGCUGAGCCCCUUUCUCGACGACUUCAAGGCCCGUUACAACAAGAAAAAGCGGGGCCCCUACAAGGAAGCCAUCCGGCAGGCCACACUGGAGGCAGCUGCCUGCCAGGAACUGCCGCCCGAGUUGGCUCUAAUUUGAACCUCAUUGCUGGGCCAUUGAGCGUUGCAAAGCACCACCCCCGUCCCGUUUCUACUUGGCUGCAAUCAUUGCUGAUUUCUCUCUGCAAGUCCGCUGCAUAACAGGGUAUAGAACGUGAUUCAGGGGUAAUCUUGAAUCAUUGCAGUAUACAUAUAUAUAUAUGUAUAUAUAUAUAUAUAUAAAUGUGUUACAUAUAUAUAUAUGUACAUAGGCUCUAUUUUUGUUUGCCGGAGGAGUAGCAUUUGCUACAAUGCACCACUGGCUCUGGGCAGGUUCCGUGGUUUCUAGUCACGAGGGCAUAUGCCAUUCAUGGGCAGCAGGUGCUGCCCUCUCUUCUCCGGUGGGCCCGCUGGUCCAAGCAGUUGUAAACUUGCUGCGGAACUUGUCACUUGCAGCCAUUCCCCAAAGCGAGGAUGUCGAGUGCCUUUUCAUCUCUUUCAAGCUUUCUCCUGGGGCAGGCGUUUGGCCCCACUUAAGUCAUAGUUUUGUGCAGUAAUUUGCUUUUAUUCAUAUCACUUGUUUUAAAGCUUUUUCGAGGGGCUAAUGUUGAGCUAUGCUUAUCAACGUUUGUCUGCUGUACUCUACUCUUCUACAGGUAGCAUUUCCUUAUGAGGUACUUUCAUUACAUCCCUCCUUGACUGCCAUGUUUAUACCUGUGUGUUUGACAUUCUCUUUGUAUUCUUGAAUGUGUUGUGCUGUAGAAGCUUCUUUCUGUGCCAUUUGUGCGUUCAUAGUAGAGUUGAAUUUUGUGAAUCACUGCUUUUGGUGUACUAUACUCCUAAUGAUCACAUGGUAACUUACAACCCAGUGCUCAAACUAGUGUCAUCGUCUGUCACCAGAACCACUUGUCAACACUAAGGUAAAGAAAGGUUGUGCAUUAGAUUUUAUAGAAAACAUGUUCAGCGUAUCCUGAAGUAUGCAUUUUUUCUGCAAUAGUACAACCGAAGCAGCCGAUCCUGCAGCUGUCUGGGAUGCCUCGUAAAAGAGCUUAGAGACAGCUAGCGGAAACUGUUGGGAGUUCUCUAAAAAUGCAUUACUGCCAUCAAUUGGGGUUGGUGUUCUGGCAUCAGUCAUGAAAAAUUCUGGUAGUGCAUUCUAUGUCUGUAUUGUGCUUUUCGCCCUGACGCUGUCUAUCAGGUACUGCAGCCAUUUAUUCCUAAUUAGCUUUACAAGGUCAAGAAAUGAAUGAUGACUCAUACUGACAUUGUAGUAAACUUUAAUUUGCGCAGACGAUCUUGUGUGCAGCUCCUGUGAAGUUAAUCAAGGAUGUGUUGGAGCAAGCUUUUUCUCAAAGUCGUGCUUGACACCAUUGGCUUCCAAAACUGAUUAUUAGAAAAACCUGUUGGUGGUAGCAGCUGCUGCAUGUAGCAAAACUGUUCACCUGCUAGUUCAAAAGGGUUGCUUCAGUUAUUUGUGGAACAGUUUCUUGGAAAGGGCCAGUUGGCAUGCCAAGUACCCAUUGAGUACCAUCUGUUGGUGCUUGUGUCAGCCACCCUUCAGUGUGCAUAAUGACAUCAGGUUGGCUGGCCCCUUUGGUGCGUGUUGAAAUGUUACUGUUGUGCAUUUUGAAAAGUGGUGUUAAGGUGGACAUUUUGAAGCAGUGUGUCCUUGGACUGAAUGCAAAUAGGCAGUGGUCCUCAUGUGCAACAGAGCUGGACCGCAGCAGACUUGUGCAUUGUGUGAUGGCCCCUACUGUGAUGACCAUGUUGACCUCGACUGAUGUAAAUGACUCGAGCUGUGUGUUUCUUGCCUUGCACUGAAUGCAAGGGUUGCCAUGAUUUAUUUCAUGACAAUUUGCAUUGCAGGGAUGUUUGACCUUUCCGGUGUGCACAGGCUGUGUGUGCAUGGUCUUAGAGGUAAUCUCAUUGUAAAAAUGUGUACAAAAGGUACAAUUGCUUGAAAAUAAACACUGUAUUCACUUGGAA